This is a messenger RNA of Hibiscus syriacus, 542 nucleotides long. RefSeq lists its product as uncharacterized. Bases 178 to 372 code for a protein of 64 amino acids. NCBI's taxonomy places the organism in Eukaryota, Viridiplantae, Streptophyta, Magnoliopsida, Malvales, Malvaceae. The transcript has a single exon. The record is from RefSeq and is a predicted model, not a curated record.
UCAACUUUAUGCUGCGUACAGUUAACAAACACGUUAAAAUUCCCCUCUUCCACUCUGUCCUGUCCUUGACGGAAUCUGAACCCUCUGUUCACUUUAAGAGCACAAAAGAACUCCUUAUAAAUAUAUUCCAUCUCCUCUUUUCCAAGAGAAAUCACUGGGAAAAGAUUGAGAGCAAAGAUGGGUUUGGUUGUAGUCAUCUCUAUGCCACUGCUUCUCUUAUGCAUAUUACUCGGUCUGGGAUUUUACUUCUAUAGAAGAGCUAAAGCCAGACAAGGCAACAACCCUCAGAUUUAUGGCGCACCAGCUCCGCCCCCCGGUGCAGCUCCUCCUCCUCCUCCACACACCAAGCCUGACAACUUGGCAAGUGUUUGAUAGUUUAAAUCAUGGGUUUUAAAUCUGGGAUACUUUAAAAAUUACUUCCAGUUCCUGAUCUGUAUACAAAAAGCUGAUUGUCGGUUAUAAUUGUGUGGAAUUUAGAAAAACUAUAUUUGCAUAUCGGUGUUAAAAUGUUAUGUAUCCCAUCAAGGUUAUUUGAUUUUGGA